Phragmites australis (common reed) is the source of this 2685-nucleotide messenger RNA. Its product is annotated as CDPK-related kinase 5-like. Gene Ontology annotation, biological process: protein autophosphorylation; intracellular signal transduction; peptidyl-serine phosphorylation. The record is from RefSeq and is a predicted model, not a curated record. NCBI's taxonomy places the organism in Eukaryota, Viridiplantae, Streptophyta, Magnoliopsida, Poales, Poaceae. The coding region runs from base 240 to 2048 and encodes 602 amino acids. The transcript is spliced from 11 exons. Gene Ontology annotation, cellular component: cytoplasm; nucleus. Gene Ontology annotation, molecular function: calcium/calmodulin-dependent protein kinase activity; ATP binding; calmodulin binding.
AGCCCGCGUCGCCACCUUGCAGCCUUUACUCCUCUCCCACCCUCCCCGUUCAAUUCGGCUCGCUCCCCCCAGUCCCCAGUCCCCACUCUCCACUCCAAAGCUCGCCUCUCUCUCUCUCUCUCUCUCUCUCUCUCUCUCUCUCUCUCUCCGCCAUGGCCACCACCUCCUCCUAGCUAGCUCCCCCCACACCCCGCCCAGAUCCGCAUCAGCUUCCCCGCCCGCUCGCGCGCCGGCAGAACAUGGGAGGGUGCCACGCGAAGCCGCUCACCCACGACCCCGACCACUCGCCGCCGCACGCCGCGCCGGCGACUCCGCCCCCGGGCUCGGCCGCCACCGCACCCGCACCGGCCACUCCGGCAAAGAAGCGUUGGGCGUCCUCCCCCUUCUUCCCGUUCUCCACCCCGAGCCCGAGCCCCGCGCACCACCUCUUCGGCGCCGCGUCCCCGCGCAAGUCCCCCGCGCCCCCGGGCUCCGUGCCCACCACCCCGGCGAGGCGCCUGCUGCGGUUGCCCUUCCCGCCGCCGUCGCCGGCCAAGCACAUCAGGGCAGCCCUCGCGCGGCGGCACGGCCCCCCGCGCCCGGCCAUACCCGAGGAGGGCGGGGAAGGGGAGGGCGGCGGCGGCGGCGGCGGCAGGGGGCUCGACAAGGGGUUCGGGUUCAACAAGGGUUUCGCGGCCAAGUACGAGAUGGGGGACGAGGUGGGGAGGGGGCAUUUCGGGUACACCUGCGCUGCGAGGGUCAGGAAGGGGUCGCACAAGGGGGAGGCCGUGGCUGUCAAGGUCAUCCCCAAGGCAAAGAUGACAACAUCCAUUGCUAUAGAGGAUGUGCGAAGGGAGGUGAAAAUUUUGAAAGCUUUGACAGGAAACAAGAACUUAGUCCAAUUUUAUGAUGCCUACGAGGACAACGAAAAUGUGUAUAUAGUAAUGGAGUUGUGCGAGGGUGGAGAGCUACUCGAUAGAAUACUUUCCAGAGGUGGGAAGUACUCUGAGGAUGAUGCAAAAGCUGUCCUGGUGCAAAUAUUGAAAGUUGUUGCUUUUUGCCACAUUCAAGGAGUGGUUCAUCGGGAUCUCAAACCAGAGAAUUUUCUUUUUACUUCAAAAGAUGAUAAUUCCCAGCUUAAGGCUAUUGAUUUUGGCUUAUCAGAUUUUGUAAAACCAGAUGAGAGGCUAAAUGACAUUGUUGGAAGUGCAUAUUAUGUUGCUCCAGAAGUUCUGCAUAGAUGUUAUAGCACAGAAGCUGAUGUCUGGAGUGUAGGCGUAAUUGCAUAUAUCCUCCUUUGUGGCAGUCGUCCAUUUUGGGCACGCACUGAAUCUGGCAUAUUCCGUUCUGUUCUCAAAGCUGACCCCAGCUACAGUGAGGCACCAUGGCCAUCUCUGACUCUAGAAGCCAUGGAUUUUGUUAAGCGCUUGCUGUGCAAGGAUCCGCGUAGAAGGAUGACUGCAGCACAGGCUUUAAGUCACCCAUGGAUCAGAAAUUAUAAUGACAUUAAGCUGCCAUUGGACAUCAUUAUAUUCCGACUCAUCAAAGCUUAUAUUCGUUCCUCGUCUUUACGGAAAGCUGCUCUGAGGGCUCUAUCAAAGACUUUAACUGUCGAUGAGCUUUUCUAUCUCAAGGCACAAUUUUCUUUAUUGGAACCAGACAGGAAUGGAUGCAUCACUCUUGAUAAUAUCAGAAUGGCCUUAACAAGAGAAGCUACUGAUGCGAUGAAGGAAUCACGAGUUCAGGAGAUUCUUGUUUCGUUGAGCGCCCUUCAGUACAGAAGAAUGGACUUUCAAGAGUUCUGUGCAGCAGCAGUUAGUGUGCACCAGCUUGAAGCAUUGGAUAGAUGGGAGCAACAUGCACGAUCCGCUUAUGAACAUUUUGAGAAGGAUGGCAACCGAGCUAUUGUAAUUGAUGAACUAGCUUCUGAAUUGGGCCUCAGCCCUUCCGUGCCGUUGCAUGUGGUUCUGCAAGAUUGGAUCAGGCAUACGGAUGGGAAAUUGAGCUUUCUUGGAUUUGUCAAGUUAUUGCAUGGCAUGUCCAGCAGGUCCCUGUCAAAGAUGAGAUAGCUGUUGAUAGUCUCUAACGAGUAACGACAGCACAAGUUUACACUGCCCUAGCCCCUGCCGACUUGGUUCACAGACAAAUUAACAGGGUUCAAGAACCGUCGAUUGGAGCUUGCAUAUUGAGGGUAACUUUGUUCUAGCACCACCAGAUCUGUCACUAAUUUGAGUAUAGAGAUAUGUUUGUUGUUGCCUGCCUACUGAUCAUUUAGUUGAUAGGAAAAAGGAAAAUCUCACCCAUGUCUACAAUAUGUCGUAGAAUAGUCAUCAUGUUCUGUUGUGAUUUUGGGAACAACUUUGUAAUACUUUGGUUCCUGGAACUGAUGUUAGCUGCAGUCAGCCGGUCAGUCACUGGGAUGGCGUUUGGAGCAUCGACAUGUCACUGUCACUGCCAAGAGUGCCAUUGCACCGAUUGAGAUGAAAUGCGUGAUUUUUAUGGUCAUCAAUUGCUCCUUCCGAAUAUAUAUUUGUGAGAUGAAAUUGUGUGACUUUUUCAAACUUCAGAAGAUAUUAUCAUGGCAAUCGGCAAGCUCCAAUAGUUUCUACCCUUAUAAUAAACUGGAAUGUGUGCAAUCAAAUUGUAUUGAUUUUGACUAAGAUGUAGUAUGAAAAAUUAUUUAACUAAUUUUUUGAUCUUUCGUAA